This is a messenger RNA of Fulvia fulva, 510 nucleotides long. RefSeq lists its product as uncharacterized. The transcript has a single exon. NCBI's taxonomy places the organism in Eukaryota, Fungi, Ascomycota, Dothideomycetes, Mycosphaerellales, Mycosphaerellaceae. The record is from RefSeq and is a predicted model, not a curated record. The coding region runs from base 1 to 510 and encodes 169 amino acids.
AUGACUCCAUUGCAAACUUUCUUCGCUCAGCAGACCGGGUUCCACACACUAUGGGAUCCCAACAUCGCCGACGCAGACUGCUCGCGGGAGCCGGUCAUCUUCCCCGACACUGACCUGCCAGUGAUGUUCUUUCGAAUCGCACCAACUCCAGUCACCAGGUACACCACCACGUAUUGGAACCCCAUUGGCGAGUUCCCAAUCGAGAGGGUCAUGGAUGCUAUACUCGAUAUAGUCGACAUGCGUGCCCGCCUCGACAUCAGCUUGCUAGGAGCAAGUCGAGCUUUGUGGCCGAAUGCACAAUCGCCACCUGAAGACCUUGAGAUACUGCAAGACGCGCAGCGAUUCCUCUUUGGCGCACUAUGGGUCGGACGCGACUUCCUGUUGCAAAUUUUGCGGGAUUUCGACAUUGCAGGUGCCACAGAACGGAGACACUUGGCAAGCAUGCUGCAUCAGGGUCGAGGUUUUGGGGGAUAUAUUGAGCGACAUAUAAUGUUUCGACUGGCGUGCUAG